Molecule: messenger RNA, 2261 nt
Organism: Nothobranchius furzeri (turquoise killifish)
Lineage: Eukaryota; Metazoa; Chordata; Actinopteri; Cyprinodontiformes; Nothobranchiidae
Gene: ywhag1
Product: 3-monooxygenase/tryptophan 5-monooxygenase activation protein, gamma polypeptide 1
Biological process (GO): signal transduction; intracellular protein localization
Cellular component (GO): cytoplasm
Molecular function (GO): protein kinase C binding
Source: RefSeq, a predicted model, not a curated record
GGAAAGUGCUUGUAGAGGGGGAGGGGUGUCCCGUCGGCACGGCAGACAGGCAGACAGCAGCUGCGGAGGCAGGACCCGGCACCGUUACUCCACAUUAGAAAUAAAAAUCUUCACAUUACGGCUCUCAGCCCCGAAAACACCCGAAACAGCAACACACACCCCGCCACCUAAAGAUGGUAGACCGCGAGCAACUGGUGCAGAAAGCCAGGCUGGCCGAGCAGGCGGAGAGGUACGAUGACAUGGCCGCUGCCAUGAAGUCGGUCACAGAGCUGAAUGAAGCGCUCUCCAACGAGGAGAGGAACCUCCUCUCUGUGGCCUAUAAGAAUGUGGUCGGGGCGAGGCGUUCCUCCUGGCGGGUGAUCUCCAGCAUUGAGCAGAAGACAUCGGCCGAUGGCAACGAGAAGAAGAUCGAGAUGGUACGGGCCUACCGGGAAAAGAUCGAGAAGGAGCUGGAGUCUGUGUGCCAGGACGUGCUCAACCUCCUGGACAACUUCCUGAUCAAGAACUGCAACGAGACGCAGCACGAGAGCAAGGUGUUCUACCUGAAGAUGAAGGGCGACUACUACCGCUACCUGGCUGAGGUGGCCACAGGGGAGAAGAGGGCCUCUGUGGUGGAGUCCUCCGAGAAGUCGUACAGUGAGGCCCACGAGAUCAGCAAGGAGCACAUGCAGCCCACCCACCCCAUCCGCCUGGGCCUGGCCCUCAACUACUCCGUCUUCUACUAUGAAAUCCAGAACGCCCCCGAGCAGGCGUGCCACCUGGCAAAGACCGCCUUCGAUGACGCCAUCGCUGAGCUGGACACCCUCAACGAGGACUCCUACAAAGACUCCACUCUCAUCAUGCAGCUGCUACGAGACAACUUGACGCUGUGGACAAGCGACCAGCAGGACGAUGAGGGAGGCGAGGGCAACAACUAAGAGUCUGACACCUCAUUCUGCCAAAACGCAACACGCGCGCUCACAAACGAUGACGAAAACAAUAAUUGUUUAAAAUUCUUAAUUUAAAAACAAAUUAAAUGGGGAGGGGUUGGGUGGGGGCGAUGGAACGUUGGCUCUUAAGUUUAGCCGACGAUUCCGAUGCAGCUGCUGUUCUUUAUUUUUCCACAAAUUAAAAGUAAAAAAAAAAGUGAGAAACCUAAGAGGGAAGACGCGUUUAGUUUGAGAAACAAGCUACGAUUUAAAAAAAAACAGCAUUCAAGAAUGAAACCCUCUCUUUGAUGGCCUCUGCGGCAUUUGCCACAGCUUUAGCAGCAAGGCGAACGUUGUUGGUUCCAGUCUGGAUUUUAGGGUCGUGACUCCUUUACAGCGAGACUGGCCUCGCAGCGCAAAUGAAGCAGAGCUGUCUUUACCUACUUAAGGUGGAGGAGCGUUCGGAAAGUCCGUUUUGGUGCUUGAGCAGCGAGAAAAUUAGCCUAACGCUGAAUGUCACGGCCUUGCUUAGAGGGAGUGCAGACUGGUCCCAGAGACGACGACGACGGCGGCGGGUUUCGUAGGUGCCAGACUCGUCGAGUUAACUAAACGUACCGACAUCUUUAGUUGCGCGGCAGCCUGUACGGUCGUUGAGCGGAGAGCAGGUUCCAUCUGUGGUCGAGGAGAAGGCGAACAGGUUUUUGUUUGCUCUGUGUCAGGUGUGUGUUCGUCACACGGUCAGUCAUACUGUAACUAAAAAUGCAAACACACAGUAAACUUAGUGCAGCUUGUCCCUCUCAUGUGCUGAUGUGCUUUCUUGAAUAAAUUAACUGUUUUUGGACGCCUAAUUCCUAUUGUCGAUGUUGUCUUCACUGUGACACCUUCUAUCGGCUCCUCUUGUGUUGGAGGGGAACCCGGUCGAGGUCCAGGUCACGCAGCUCCAGCCGACAGGUGUGAAACCACCACAAACCAGAAUAACAAACCCAGUUUGUGAAGUGAGCACAUGCAGUGUUAAAGCAGGAGCUGUACGAGCAGAUCUAAGGUUUGUGGAUUUGUUUGGAACGCACUCGCCUACUAAACCGUCUCUUCUCGGUGUCCGAUGAUGCUCCAAUAUUCUCCAGAAAUACAAUAUUGUGCAUGCUGGUGAUGUAUUUAUACCGUAGCUUCGAUUUAUUAACUUAUACAGUAGAUGUUAUGUAUUCAUAUGAACAUGACCUUAAUCAGAUUAUUUCUAUUUAUUUUGUUGCUAUUGUUAGCUAGCUCUUCUUUUAAUCUGUGUUUUCUUUACUCAUUGGCUAAAGUACGCUAUACCAAAACAGUGAUUGUCAACAAUAAAUCGAUCUGUUAUGGACA